This is a messenger RNA of Coregonus sp. 'balchen', 2313 nucleotides long. NCBI's taxonomy places the organism in Eukaryota, Metazoa, Chordata, Actinopteri, Salmoniformes, Salmonidae. The record is from the annotation of a GenBank genome assembly.
CUGGUCUAUUUCAAACAUCCAAUCAAAUUCGUCUCUCAAACCGGAAGCUGUAGAAUGAAGGGGGCGCGGGAAACGUUUCGGGUCACGGUCAGCAUCCCGAUUACUUUCAGAAAGCCACUCUCAGCCAAGAGUCAGGCAUUUACUGUAUUGUUUGUCUGGGUUGCCCGUUGAUAUGUGUGAAAAGAACAAGAAGGUAGUGUUAAUAGCAAAGAUUUUAUUUGUGCUCUUAUUUUGUUUAAUUUCUGUUUUUUUUUUAAACCAUCUCUCAAGGCUGUAAAUCUAUGCUAACAAGCUAGCUGUAAACUUGAUGUUUGUUUCUACUUUUCAGGUGAGCAAGUGGCUCAGCACGGUCUUUGGAGAUCAAACUAUUCCAGAAUAUGAAGUUAACACACGGACACUCGACAUACUGUACCAGUUCGCAGAAGCAAGUGAAGUUCGAUGCAAUGAGACUUCCCUGCUCAUUGAGGAUCAAAAACAGAAAACCUCUGAGUAUCAGGCUGAUGGUAAAGUGAACAUUGCAUGUACUGUUAAAUUUAGCUUAAGCGGUUCCUUGAAUGAUUGAGACACAUGGGGCAUAUUAUGUGUCACUGGUUCAACUUCAAGACUAGGUGAAAAAUCUGUCGAUGUGCCCUUGAGCAAGGCACUUAACCCUAAUUGCUCCUGUAAGUCGCUCUGGAUAAGAGCGUCUGCUAAAUGACAAAAAAAAAAAAAAGCCCCACUCUGGCUGACAUGUCUAAACACACUGCUGUGCAAAGGGUCUUCUUUCUUUUUUUGCACAAUGUUGUAUCUUUGAUUUAAACUAUCUUUCUAGGUGUUCAUCUCCAGGAUGUUGUUUUACAAGGAGUGGGCUUAUCCUCUGGAAGCUUGUCAAAACCUGCAUCAGAUUACCUGUCAGCAUUGAUGGCCAACGCUAAGGUACUUGGUGUCCGAGACACAUCUCUGAGCAGGUAAUGCACUGAUGUACAAUGCUGCCUAUCUAAAGAAGUACACACAGAAAGCCAUACAAAAUGGAUUCUCAUGAUAAACUUGCAAGAAAAUAAUCUUACAUCCAUGCUGUUUGUUUAGCUUUGUGCCUGCGGUGAAUAACCUGACCAAUGAGCUUCUGGAAUCUGAGAAGACGGACAGGAGACUUGAUAGGGAGCUCAAUGCCCUCAGAAAUAAACUUGGGGCCGUUCUUGUUCUACGGAAAACCUUACAAGAGUAAGAGGAUCACACAGUCAUGAACCUGAAAUGUUGCAUUAUUUGAAAUGCUCACAUCUGUAAAGCUCUAGAGUUCAUUCAUUUACAUAAUCAUCUGAUUACAGGGACAUCAAGAAAACAAUGAAAGCUCAAGAGGUGGAGAGUGCCAAAGCAGAAGAAAGACUACUGAAUAUGGACUUUGUCAAAGCAAAAUCCAAAGACCUCUCAUACCGAAACAAGAAGGCAGAGGUUAGUGCCUUUGACUUCUGUCAUCUUAUGUGCUGUUUAUGUUGUUUACUCCAUUUUCUUAAAAGGUCAAGAAAUCCUUUCUGGUUCGCUUCUAGUUUUGUUAUGUUGGAUUGGGGUAGCUUUUGAUUUAUUGAGCUGAGAAGUCAAAAGUCAACCUUGGAAACAUGGUUAGGUGGUUAGGGCUUUUUGACUGGUAGAAAUGCAUUUAUGUUAUCCAUUUGGCUUUUGUCAUAAGCAAUGCAUUUUCAUUCUCACCCUCAGGACCAGCUGGCAUCCAGACACAUGGAGAAUCGAAUCUCCCACCAAGCUCUCUUGGAGCUCUGUGAGGUAUCCUCAUGUUAUGAUUUUUUAAGAUGGAAGUGUUUGCUGUUCUCCUUUGCUGUGAAAUGUAUUGCAAUUAGUUUCUGUUCUUCCCUCUGCAGCAAGUUUCCACAUUGAAACAAGAAAUUCUACCUUUGUCAAAGAAACUAGAACCCUACAGAGAUUUGAGCCCAGUUAAGAAAUGUUUUUUUUAUUUUUUGAAACGGUCAUUUAAAUUUUCCUUUUUCUUUUGGUGAUAUGCUCUGCUUAAUGAAAUCAUUGUUCCCUAGAGUCCAUCUCUUGCUCAAGUGAAAAUUGAAGAGGCAAAGCGAGAAUUGGUGAGUUUUGCCAUUCUACAAUACAACAGGAAUAUUGUGAUGUUACUGUACAUUGUCACAAUUAUAUUUGAAUUGAACUGUUUUCUCCUUGUUUAAGGCUGCAGUUGAUGCUCAACUGGAGAUGAAGGUGGACUUCAUGAAUUCCUCCAUGCCUAAAGGGCGGCCUUUAAAAUGACACAUGAAUUUUGGGGAUUGUAAUUGUAGAAAGUAUAUGUAAUGAUAAUAAAUGUCAAUGGAAAUCGUAAUA